AUGCCCUCCGCCGACGCCGCCCUCAUGGAACAUGCCUCAAUGACCGAGAUUGCGCGCGACACCAACACCCGGCAGCAUGGCGGCCCCGAUGCCCUGAGCCGCGCGAAAAAGGAAACUCACAGGGAAAAGGAGGCUGCCGUGUAUACUAGUAACGACGAGGCCGUCGCGCCCAAGCGCAAGACGCAGAGCUUCGACUAUGUCUGGAGGUCCGGAGUGGCCGGCGGCAUGGCAGGAUGUGCUGCCAAGACCGUCGUUGCACCCCUUGAUCGAGUCAAGAUCCUCUUCCAGGCCCGCAAUCCCAUAUUCGCAAAGUACGCCGGGUCUUGGGUCGGCGUCGCGACCGCAAUGAAGGACAUCUACCACCAGGACGGCAUCCUGGGUUUAUACCGAGGCCACUCAGCGACUCUCCUACGAAUUUUUCCUUAUGCUGGCAUCAAAUUUCUUGCCUACGAGCAAAUCCGAGCUAUUAUUAUACCCCGACGAUCUCACGAGACACCCAUGAGACGGCUUCUCAGUGGGAGUCUUGCCGGUGUCACUUCUGUUUUCUUCACAUAUCCAUUGGAGGUGGUUCGCGUUCGCCUCGCCUUCGAGACUAAGCGCGAGGGCCAUUCCACCUUGUCUCAGAUCUGUAGGCAGAUCUAUAAUGAACGCCCCGUCGUCCCUCCUACACAAGGCUCCAGCGCGGCGGAUGCGGCAGCAGCCACGGUGCCUCGGACGGGCAUCUUCAACUUCUAUCGAGGAUUUACCCCCACUAUUCUCGGAAUGCUUCCGUACGCGGGCAUGUCUUUCCUCACUCACGACACCGUUGGCGACUUAAUGCGCUCGCCCUCCUUUGCGCCAUACACAACACUUCCCCCCAAGAAGGACCAUCCUGCGGGAAAGCCUGUGCCACUACGGUCAUGGGCGGAGUUGUGCGCGGGCGGAAUAGCGGGCUUGAUCUCACAGACGGCAUCGUACCCGUUAGAGGUGAUCCGGCGUCGUAUGCAAGUCGGUGGUGCAGUUGGCGACGGUCGUCGGCUACGGAUCCGCGAGACUGCCGGCAUGAUCUUCCGCGAGAGAGGUGUCUCGGGAUUUUUUAUCGGACUGACCAUCGGGUACGUCAAGGUGGUUCCCAUGGUGGCAGUUAGCUUCUACACGUACGAACGGAUGAAGCUCGUCUUUGGUAUAUAG
Molecule: messenger RNA, 1170 nt
Organism: Ilyonectria robusta
Lineage: Eukaryota; Fungi; Ascomycota; Sordariomycetes; Hypocreales; Nectriaceae
Product: mitochondrial carrier domain-containing protein
Exons: 2
Coding region: 1-1170 (389 amino acids)
Biological process (GO): transmembrane transport
Source: RefSeq, a predicted model, not a curated record